Engraulis encrasicolus (European anchovy) is the source of this 474-nucleotide messenger RNA. Its product is annotated as Galectin-related protein A-like. The record is from RefSeq and is a predicted model, not a curated record. The coding region runs from base 37 to 474 and encodes 145 amino acids. Gene Ontology annotation, molecular function: carbohydrate binding. The transcript has 4 exons. Lineage: Eukaryota; Metazoa; Chordata; Actinopteri; Clupeiformes; Engraulidae.
UCUGCGUCGACAUCCAAAAUUACAAGAGAAGGGGAGAUGGCACAGGAUAUUAAAAUUCUGGAUGAGGAAGAAUAUGUUGGGGAGAUCAAAGGAGGACUGAGGCCGACUAUGAGGCUGACGGUGAUGGGCAUUGUUCAUAAGCAUGCCAAAAGAAUGGUAGUGUCCGUGGCUUGCCAGUCAGAAGAGGAGAGAGAGGGGGAUGUGGGCCUCCAAGUGACGGUCAGUUUCGGGGAGAAGGCCGUGGUGAGGAACGCCAGGCUGGAGGGGAAGUGGGGUCCCUUGGAGAAGGCCCUCUCCUACUUCCCCUUCACGGCAGGGGAGCCUUUCAAGAUGGAAAUCUUGUGUGAGCAUCAGCAGUUCCGUAUCCUGGUGGACGGUCAACCGCUUUGUGGCUUUACCCACCGCCUCAACAAUCUAGCGUCCCUCAACGCGCUGCGGAUCACAGGGGACUUACAGCUCACGAAAGUGGCUUGA